Molecule: messenger RNA, 2192 nt
Organism: Thermothielavioides terrestris NRRL 8126
Lineage: Eukaryota; Fungi; Ascomycota; Sordariomycetes; Sordariales; Chaetomiaceae
Exons: 2
Coding region: 81-2069 (662 amino acids)
Molecular function (GO): oxidoreductase activity, acting on CH-OH group of donors; flavin adenine dinucleotide binding
Source: RefSeq, a predicted model, not a curated record
AUUGUAAACUGUGUUUCAGUGUUCCAGUUUUCCUGGCCCCCAAAAAGAUUUCUGUCCGAAUCGGCGACCGGCUAGGCGGAAUGUGGAAUGUUUUGUCGCUCGGUUUCUGGGCCGGAGCUGCAUUCCUGGCCAGUGCAAGUUCUGCUGGUCAAAGCAGCGACCAAAAUUACGACUACAUUGUUGUAGGCAGCGGGCCUGGAGGAGGGCCGCUCGCGAGCAACCUAGCGCGGGCGGGCUACUCAGUCCUCCUCGUCGAAGCGGGGGAUGACCAAAGCGACAAUGUCAACUCGGAGAUCGCAUUUCUCUCGAGCAUCGCGUAUACAGACCCAACGCUGCGUUGGGACUUCUUCGUUCGCAACUUCGCCAACGAGACUCGGAAUCUAAAGCAUAACUACCUCACAUGGCGACGCCCCGACGGUUCAUUCUAUGUGGGCCAGGCCCCUCCAAACGGCUCUACGUUGCUUGGUAUUUACUAUCCUCGUGGCGGCACGCUGGGGGGCAGUUCUGCUGUGAAUGCCAUGGGGACAAUUUACCCGAGCGAGAGCGACUGGCAAAACGUGGUUGAUCUGACCGGCGACACGACUUGGAGCCCUUCGCAUAUGCGCGAGAUCUUCAUGCGUAUCGAGAAUAACCAUUACUUAACCCCGGGCACCCCGGGCCACGGAUUCAGCGGCUACUUGGACACGAUCAUGAGCAACGGGUCAGUGUGGGUUGGGCAGGACGAUCUCGUGUCUGUCCUCGGGACUGUUUCCGCUCAUCUCGGCCAGAACGCUAGCGAUAUCUGGAGGAACCUCCUCUCAGAUCCUAACUCGGCCGACCCCGCGCGCGACCAAACCCAGGGUAUCUUCGGUUCUCCGCUCCAUGCUGAUACUGCCUGGCGCCGCUUUAGCUCUCGCGACUACAUCCUCGAAACAGCCAACGAGGUAGAUGCCGCGGGACAGAAGAAGUACCAGCUGACUGUGCAACUCAACACGCUUGCGACGAGGGUACUCUUCGAGAAUGUCGGGCAUCCAGGUGCAGAGCCGCGGGCGAUCGGCAUCGAGUUCCUUCAAGGUCAGAGCGUCUACAGCGCGGAUCCCCGCCACAACGCAUCUAACAAGGGAACGCCCGGUCGGGCGUAUGCUCGCAAGGAGGUGAUUCUGUCUGGCGGCACAUUCAACUCUCCCCAGAUCCUGAAGCUUUCCGGGGUCGGCCCGGCAGCCGAGCUUGCCAAGUUUAACAUCAGCGUAGUUGUGGACCUGCCCGGGGUUGGCGCGAAUCUGCGCGACAACUACGAGAUACCCUUCGUCGGCCAUGCGGCCAGGGACUUCCAGCAGCCAGCACCGGACCCGAACGCCCCCGUCUGCACGUAUGGAGCGCCUGGCGACCCAUGCGUUGAUCUCUGGCGCCAAGGCAAGGGGCCAUACAUGGGCGGAUCAACGUUCAACUGCGUCUUUCGCAAGAGUGCGUAUCCCGCGUACGACGAGCGCGACUUCUUCAUGAUAGGCGGUCUUUUUGCGCUCCGUGGAUUCUUCCCGCCCACCGACUCCGUGCCAGCAGACCCGCCCAAUACAUUUGGCCUGUCAACCGUCAAGAUCAACCCGCAGAGUCGGUCCGGGACCGUGCUGUUGAGGAGCGCGGACCCAAGGGACACGCCCGAGAUCAACUUCCACCUGUUUGAGGAGGACGAUGAUGGCACGGCACUUGACCUGGCCGCCGAGUUAGACACGGUCAAAUGGGCGCGUCGUGUCUUUGGCGAUAUUCCUGCUCCGCUGGGUCCCAUUGUGCCCUCCGAACCCCCAUGUCCUGGCACGCCGGCUGCCGACGGGACGUGCGAUGACGAAUUAGACAGAGACUGGAUAAUGAACCAGAUCUGGGGCCACCAUCCUACCAGCACCUGUGCCAUCGGUGCCGACAACGACCCCAUGGCCGUGUUGGACUCUAAGUUCCGUGUCCGUGGCGUCCGCGGUCUCCGCGUUUCGGAUGCGAGCGCGUUCCCACGCGUUCCCGGGCCCUUUCCUGUCUUACCAACGUUUAUGCUUAGCGAGAAGGCGACCGAGAGCAUUUUGGAAGAUGCUGCGAAUUGGUGAACGUGCAGUGGUCGCCGUUGUAUGUACAAACAUUGAUAUCAACAUUGCCACAGUUUGAGGGGGCGAAGUCCUUCUCUUGAUGCCAAGCCCCGCUCUUGAUGCCGAUGCCGAUGGCCUGCCGAU